CUACAGUCUAUCGUCAUAACGAAACUGAAAGUAAACAUACCUGUAUAAGUACGGACACACGGCGCUUAUUUGCGUCAGUGGACAGACGGACACGGUGCUACAGCUCUCUCAUCACAGUUUUAAGGACAUCAGAAGAGAAAACGAGAAAAAUGAGUUAUGGAAACAUCAUGGCGGUUCACACUACUGGUGCUUCGACACAAACAUCUCAGCAGGACAGGCUGGGGUACUCAGGUGUGAGGGCAUCACAUGCCAUGGCAGAAAUUGAUGCAGACAGAAUGGAAAGGUACAGGUCCCAAAUCAACAAUGUGGGAGCUCAAUAUGGGAUUGCUCCAGCUCUCAUUGCUGCCAUCAUCUCCAGAGAGUCCAGGGCUGGAAAUGCCUUACAUAACGGCUGGGGAGACUAUGACUCAAGCAGAGGAGCCUAUAACGGCUGGGGACUGAUGCAGGUUGAUGUGAAUCCAAACGGAGGUGGACACACUGCACGGGGCGCGUGGGAUAGUGAGGAACAUCUCCGCCAAGGCACAGAAAUCUUGGUUUAUUUUAUCGGACGAAUCCGCAACAAAUUUCGAAGCUGGAGCACCGAGCAGCAGCUGAAAGGAGGGAUAGCUGCCUACAAUCAGGGCGACGGAAAUGUCCAUUCCUAUGAAAAUGUGGAUGAGAAUACAACAGGCAGAGACUAUUCCAAUGAUGUUGUUGCCAGAGCUCAGUGGUACGCAGACAAUAAAGGCUUUUAAAACCUCCUCAGCAGGAAAAAACUUCUGCAAAUCAUGAAGGAAACACUCCUACUCCUACUUAACUAAAUAAACAUAAUGCAAAGCAAAAACAUGUCUGUGUCUGUGUCUAUGAGUGUAAUAUGAAAAAAGAAAAUAAAACU
Centropristis striata (black sea bass) is the source of this 874-nucleotide messenger RNA. Its product is annotated as lysozyme g-like. Lineage: Eukaryota; Metazoa; Chordata; Actinopteri; Perciformes; Serranidae. The coding region runs from base 150 to 734 and encodes 194 amino acids. Gene Ontology annotation, biological process: peptidoglycan catabolic process. The record is from RefSeq and is a predicted model, not a curated record. The transcript is spliced from 5 exons. Gene Ontology annotation, molecular function: lysozyme activity.